Pleuronectes platessa (European plaice) is the source of this 3392-nucleotide messenger RNA. RefSeq names its product kelch-like family member 2 (gene klhl2). The transcript has 15 exons. Lineage: Eukaryota; Metazoa; Chordata; Actinopteri; Pleuronectiformes; Pleuronectidae. Gene Ontology annotation, molecular function: protein binding. The coding region runs from base 73 to 1890 and encodes 605 amino acids. The record is from RefSeq and is a predicted model, not a curated record.
CUCUGGACAGAUGGUCCCCGCGAUCCACGCCUGAGCCUCGGAUCCGGUCACUGACGACACGGUGGAUAUGGAAUGGUGCAUGCCGCUGGGCCAAGUGUGCAGCCUCUGAACAACACCGGAAUCAUGGACAGUCAUCCGCUGUGCACUAGACCUUGUCCAGAAGGUCUGGACAAAGAAGAUGGAGUCGAGAGGCAAGGUCCCGUCACUUUCAACCACCGGCACAUGAGGAAGGCGUUCAAAGUCAUGAACGAGCUGCGCAGCCAGAAUCUGUUGUGUGAUGUGACCAUAGUGGCGGAGGACGUGGAGAUCGCUGCUCACAGAGUGGUCCUGGCCGCCGGGAGCCCUUACUUCCACGCCAUGUUCACGGGAGAGAUGGCCGAGAGCAGAGCAAAACGAGUGAGGAUAAAGGAGAUGGAUGGUUGGACUCUGGGCCUGCUGGUGGACUACAUCUACACAGCGGAGAUACAGGUCACAGAGGACAACGUGCAGGCGCUGCUGCCUGCAGCGGGCCUGCUCCAGCUGAACGAGGUGAAAAAGGCCUGUUGUGAGUUUCUGAGCUCUCAGCUUCAUCCGUCCAACUGUCUGGGAAUACGAGCCUUCGCUGACCUGCACGCCUGCUCUCAGCUGCUCGCACAGGCCAACAGCUAUGCAGAGCAACAUUUCGCUGAGGUGGUCGGGAGUGAGGAGUUCCUUAAUUUGGGCAUGGAGCAAGUGUCCAGCCUGAUCGCCAGCGACAAGCUCACCAUCCCCACGGAAGAGAAGGUUUUUGAAGCAGUCAUAGCCUGGGUCAACCAUGACAAAGAUGUCCGCCAGGAACACUUGGCUCACCUGAUGGAGCACGUCCGCCUGCCGCUCCUCUCCAGAGAAUACCUGGUGCAGCGGGUGGAGGAGGAGUGUCUGAUUAAGAACAGCAGUGCCUGUAAAGAUUACCUGAUUGAGGCCAUGAAGUAUCACCUGCUGCCGGCCGACCAGAGAGCUCUGAUGAAGACGGCACGCACACGCAUGAGGACUCCAGCCUGCUGCCCCAAGGUGAUGGUGGUGGUCGGAGGCCAGGCUCCCAAAGCGAUCCGCAGUGUUGAAUGUUACGAUUUUGAGGAGCAGCGAUGGUACCAGGUGGCUGAACUCCCCACCAGGAGGUGCAGAGCAGGUGUGGUGUACGUGGGCGGCUGUGUGUACGCAGUCGGCGGUUUCAACGGUUCUUUGCGUGUACGGACCGUCGACUGUUACGACCCGAUGAUGGACCGCUGGUCCAGCGUGAGCAGCAUGCAGGACCGCCGGUCGACGCUCGGUGCUGCUGUGCUCAACGGACUCCUGUACGCGGUGGGAGGCUUCGAUGGCAGCUCAGGUUUGUCCACCAUCGAGGCGUACAACGCUAAGACAGACGAAUGGUUCCAUGUGUUACCCAUGAGCACCCGGCGCAGCAGUGUGGGAGUGGGAGUUGUUAAUGGAGUCCUCUACGCAGUCGGAGGUUAUGACGGAGCGACCAGACAGUGUCUGAGUACAGUAGAAGCUUAUAAUCCAAAAAGUAACGUGUGGAACUACAUCGCUGAGAUGGGGACAAGACGCAGUGGAGCAGGUGUAGGUGUGUUAAAAGGUUUACUCUAUGCUGUGGGCGGACACGACGGGCCACUGGUGAGAAAGAGCUGUGAAGUGUACGACCCGACCUCCAACAGCUGGCGGCAGGUAGCGGACAUGAACAUGUGUCGACGUAACGCAGGUGUGUGUGCUGUGAACAACGUGCUGUAUGUGGUCGGGGGGGACGACGGCAGCUGUAAUUUGUCCUCUGUGGAGUUCUACAACUCGAACUCGGACAAGUGGACGCUGCUGCCGACCUGCAUGAGCACCGGACGCAGUUAUGCAGGUGUGACAGUGAUCGACAAGCCCUUAUGACUGCUCUUGACACCUGCCGCUGACUCGGAGCGGAAUUUAUUCUCCUGCUGAAUACUGAUCUUGGAUCUGUUUGUGAUGCCAAUGCUUGGCUAUUUGGGCAGCAUUCGCACAGGCACUGACGCAGAUGAAGGAAACGACAAGAGUGUUGUUGUUGAAGACGAUGAAGAUGAAGAAGAAGAUGAUGAAGAUCUUUGCACUUUUCCUGAACAGGGGGGGAGCUUUAACUGACGGGGGGGAUGGAACCCGUGUUUUAAUCCCCCUCCUGGCAGGACUGCAGCAGCGACUGGACAAAGCAGUUUGAAGUACCACUGUACUGGUGCAGUGCCAUUGAAACGCUACUGAAAUCAAGCUACUACAAUGCAAAGGGACUUUAACAUGACUCAUGUUAACGCGAACCAGCACUGAGGAAGACCACUGUUCUGCUCCGUGGGAGAGGAAGGCCGAGAACGAACAUUUGGGUCUAAAAUCUUUGUUUCUCCUUCGUUUUUUUAUCCUCCUGAGACGUGUGUUUGAGUGUGUGUGUGUGUGCGUGCUUGCAUUUAACGGUGCUCCACUGCUUGCACAUGUGAGCAUGUGUGUGUUUUGUGUGCAUCUGUGUGGUGACGCCGCAUGAGCGCACUCCGUCUGACCUCUGACCUUUUACAGUUUUUGCAGUGUUGCUGUUCAAGAGUGCCUGAAUGUCAAGUUACGCCCCCGUCCCCUCUCUUCUCCGCUGUUUAGCCUCGAGCGCUGUCACCGGACAGAGCGUGGCUGGACUCGGCCGCUGCCCUGCGACAGAGACACACAUCUGGAGAGCAGACGUAAAAGUGUCGACUCCUCGGUUGCAAUAGUCUGCAUGAAUUCAGAACAGCCGUGCGCGAGGCAGUUGCAGAAAAUGUACAUUUAUUUUUCUUCUCAAGCAAAAAAAAAGACUUUCACUGGAACUCUUCUGAAGAGGGAGAAGCCUUGUUUGGAGUUGUUGCAGUGACAGACAGAGGGAGAAGCUGACACACAGUUGGAUGUGUGAGUGCUUUGCCGUCAGCUGGCAGCCGUCUUUACCGGGGGUUCUACCCUCCGACGGCAUCGACAGCCUGAACUCGCUGCAUGGUCCUCGUCUCUGAGCCUCGUGUCCUUCGACCGUGCCCUCUUCUCCUUUCGGUGUAGCAACCCUAUAGACGACUGCACACCCUGACGUACUAUGAAUGUGCCAAUUUCAAUGUUUUUUCUGUUUGCCGUCUCUCUUGAUUACUCGACUGAUCUGUUCUCUCUUUCUGGAAAGUGACCAAACCUACUCUUGAUUUUUUUUGUUCCUCUUCAGUCUCUUUCUCUUCCUUCUUCCUCCUACUAUUGAAAACUUGCUAUAAUAGUAACUGGUAUCGCUGUUUCUUGUCAGUGUAUUGAGGAAUGUCAUGUAGGCUAAUGACUUUGAAAACGUUUCAUUACUUGUUUUAUAUUAUCAUUAAUAAAUAUGCUUCUUGUAUUUAAAGCUGUGAAAUGAUAUAAUCUGUUUUUAAAACUUUGCC